UUCAUGCUCAUCUGGCUGGUUGCUGUUUCUUGUUUUCAUUUUCUGAGUGGUGCUUUUGGAUAGAAUACUACUUGUAAAAUUAAAUUUACAUUCUCUUUCUUGUUAAAAUAUUAAUGUGCAGUUAAUAUUUGUUUAGAUAUGUCUAAAGUAAAUAAGAGGAAACAUGUUAUGAACGAGGCGCUGUGGGACGACUACGAGUUGCCCAACGAGAAACAAAGUGUUGUUAAAGUUUUGAAAAGUAAAGGAAAUAAUCUUCAUGAGGUAACUACUCCAAGCGGCGAGGAAUACCUAGUGUCAAUGCCUACAAAGUUCCGGAAAAACAUAUGGGUGAAACGAGGAGACUACAUUCUCAUCGAGCCAAUCGUAGAAGGUGACAAAGUUAAAGGAGAAAUUGUGAAAAUAAUGAAUAAGGACUCUAUUAAAUACUAUAAAGAAAAUAAAGUGUGGCCCAAGGAGUUUGACGAUGAUAAAAAAGUUGAUGUGAAAACAGAUGAAGACGAUGAUGAUUUGUUCGUCAACACCAACAGAAAACACAUGCCUGUGUAUGACAGUGAGAGUGAUAGUGACUCAAGUGAUGAUAAUAAUGACUCAAGUUGUGAAAGUGACUCUAAUAGUGAUAAAAGUGAUGAUAAUGUUAAAUAAUAAAAUUAUUUUAUAAAA
Molecule: messenger RNA, 660 nt
Organism: Ostrinia nubilalis (European corn borer)
Lineage: Eukaryota; Metazoa; Arthropoda; Insecta; Lepidoptera; Crambidae
Product: probable RNA-binding protein EIF1AD
Exons: 2
Coding region: 139-642 (167 amino acids)
Biological process (GO): translational initiation
Cellular component (GO): nucleus
Molecular function (GO): RNA binding; translation initiation factor activity
Source: RefSeq, a predicted model, not a curated record